Molecule: messenger RNA, 1962 nt
Organism: Vitrella brassicaformis
Lineage: Eukaryota; Vitrellaceae
Source: the annotation of a GenBank genome assembly
UCAUGACUCCGUGAGAAAGUCCGUCUCCACGAAAUACCUGACGCACAUCCAGACACACAAAGCCACCCAUACACACCGCGACACAAGCAUGUACGCCACACACUUAACUUACUGGAAGCACUGCAGCAGCAGCGUCUCGAAGUCACGUAUCUCCGGCGCCAGCAGCUGGUACAGGAGGGGCGGCCGACGACGCAUGAUGGUGGGGCUGCUGUCGCCAUCUGCGAAUGACGUGUACCGGGGCCGCUUGCACAGCCGACGCUCAUCAACCUGAUGACAUGACGCACCAGAGUACAUCCAUCAGUGGCAUGGCGUGUGUAGAUAUACGCGUCAUUCUGACCUGUCCUUCCUCCAGCUGAGUGUCGUCGCCAACUGCGUCGCCGUCGAAGCUCUCACCUGCACGAAUGCACGCAGGCAGCCAGGCAGACGCAUACCAACACAGGCAGCUCUAUUUUGCUAAUCGUGCUGACUCACCUCUGCCCCUCCCCCGCCCAAUGCCUCCUCGUCCCCGCCCUCCACGGCCCCUCAUGAGCCCACGGCCCCGUCCCCUGCCGCGGCCGCGGGCAUCGGCUGCACACCCGAAGGCAGGGUGCAGGUGCCGCUGCUGCUGCUCCAACAUCGCCGUCCGACCGAACGCAGACCUCAUCGCGUCACGCAGCAAUCCUGCAUGCAUUGAAGAAGAAUCAGUCGGAGGGGUUCGUGUUGCGUGUGUGUGUGUGUGUGGAUGCGUUUCUGUGUGCGUGUGCUGGUGGCUACUUUCGAGGGCGCUGCUUGGUCUGGGUCUCUUGGCCUUGGUGGCGGAUUUGCCGGCAGAGCGCCGCUGACGCACCUCAGCCACCUGUGAAUGCACCAGACACAGAGGAGAGGCAGGGGCAUCCUCACACUUGAUGGGAGCAUGUGUGCAGGUUCCCUCUUACCUUUUCUCUGGUCGGGAAGUUCGUCUUUCGUGCGGCCCGCCAUGCGGUGAUCUCCUCGGGCGAGUCCACCACACUCCUCCUGCACACAACAGAUGACGGCGCAUAGACACGCAGAGAUGAAUGACGCCAUAUAGAUCUGUGUGUAUAGGAAUGUGUGUGCGAGAGGUUUGCCUACCCGUCUGUUGCCUUCAUGUGUUUGAACCGAUGCACACUCAUGAUGUGGGGAGGGCCACUACACACCCCACCACACACACACACACACACAGAGAGAGAGAGAGAGAUACAUCAGAUCGCGGCUCUGAUCCAGUCCUUACUCUCCCCUCCUGACCUGAAGUUGCAUCCCUCCACUGGGCACGGGAUGUGCUCCUCCUCCCUGUGCUGUUCCAGCGCCUCCUGCGUCUUGAAGCGCUUGUCGCACACACGACACCACACAAACUCAGACUCACGAUCACUGACACACACACGCACAUCCCAUAUAGUGGCAUGGUGGCAUGUUCUGCCGACACGGACAAUCGGCUGCCUCGUGUCCUACCGUUUCCGGCCUCUAUUGCUGUUGCUACCAUGGUCACGUCCCCCGUGCCCCCUCCACGGCCGCCUCUGAUAGCCGCCUCGCAUAGGAAGGGGAGGACAGGAGGCUCCACCCAUUCCCAUCAUCUGGUAGCCCGCUGCAGGGAUAUGCAUGCAGCCCGGAUAGUGCCCGUACGGCUGUGGCUGUGGCGGCCAUCCGUAAGGCCGCCAGCUCAUCGGAGGUGGUGGCACGGGCAGAUAGGUCGACUGAUGAGGAUGGUGAUGGUAACUCGGCUGCCGCCUUGACGGAGUGUGGCCACGAUGAGGCAAUUGCUGGAAGAAACACACAGGGUUUUCAUUCACACACGAGUGCAUGUGAACCACCACACACCUGAUGAUUGGAAGGGCCUGGCCUUGGUGCUUCCUCCGCCUCUUGGCCUCGCUUCUGAAGCGCCGCCCACGCAAGUUUGUUCAUUGUCGAGGCACAAGAGGCUUCCCACACACGAAUCGAGCGCAGAAAAGCUGGGUCGUGCCGUCUUUU